Molecule: messenger RNA, 1254 nt
Organism: Chironomus riparius
Lineage: Eukaryota; Metazoa; Arthropoda; Insecta; Diptera; Chironomidae
Source: the annotation of a GenBank genome assembly
UUAAUUCACGUCUAAGUCAGUGUGAUUUGUGUUGUGGAAGGAGAUAGAACUGAAGUUCAGAAAUACUUAAAUUCAAAAUUAUUGCAUAAAAUAAAGACCUUCAUCAAUAUGAGAUUAAUUGUGAAGGAACACCCAAAAGUGAUAGAUCCCUCAGAAUUACUAAGACCUGAGCCAGAGUUUGCACAGAAGAGUAUAUCAAAGUUCAGAGACUAUACGAUAGACGAAAAUGAUCCAUUAAAGGAACAAGUGCGAUAUACUUACAGAUUAAUGCAUAAAAAUCAGACAGUUGAUUUUGUUAAGAAGUGCCAUAAUAAUUGGUUAGAAUUCGAUCAUGCAAGCAUGACAGUACGAGAAGCUUUGGAGAAGCUUAACGAUUUAGUCGAUGAAAGUGACCCAGACAAUGAUUUACCAAAUAUCGUUCAUGCAUUUCAAACGGCUGAGCGAGCACGUGUAGAAUUUCCUGAACACGACUGGCUGCAUUUGACUGGAUUGAUUCAUGAUCUAGGAAAGAUUAUGGCAUUUUAUGGCGAACCACAAUGGGCUGUUGUUGGCGAUACAUUUGUUGUCGGAUGCAAAUGGACGGAAAAUAUUGUCUAUCGAGAUGAGAGCUUUAACGAAAAUCCUGAUGGAAAUAAUCCCAAAUACAAUACAAAAUAUGGCAUGUACAGUCCGAAUACUGGACUUGAAAACUUAAUGAUGAGUUGGGGUCAUGAUGAAUACAUGUACAGAGUUUUAAAGCAUAACAAUUCUGCAUUGCCUGAACAAGCACUCAAUAUCAUUCGUUAUCAUUCCUUCUAUCCGUGGCAUACAUCCAAUGACUAUGAACAUUUAAUGAAACCCGAAGACGACGAAACUAAACAAUGGGUUUUAAGAUUCAAUCGAUAUGAUUUAUACACAAAAUCUUCAAUCAUCCCUGACCUAGAUGCUCUCUGGCCAUACUAUCAGAGUUUGAUUGAUAAAUACAUCCCGGGAAUCAUAGAAUGGUAGACAAGGAACUCGAUACAGCAACGAUAUUCUUUGAAUUGUAACAUUUGGCUCGUAACAUCCAUUAAUUUACUGCUUUCUGUCUUAUAUUAAAUAAAAAACAAUAAAAAAGUUAAUUGAGCGUGGGCAUUUUGAUAAUUUUUGUAAUUAUGUCACAGACUUUCAUAAUGAAAAAUAUUUUUUUCUGUACAUAGGGAUUACAUCGAAGAUGCUUUUAAGUAAUGAAGGCGAAAUGAAAGAAUAGAAAGGAAAAUUUAAUCAAUUUGUGCU